This is a messenger RNA of Vespula vulgaris, 7628 nucleotides long. RefSeq names its product neuroglian (gene Nrg). Gene Ontology annotation, biological process: cell-cell adhesion; axon guidance. NCBI's taxonomy places the organism in Eukaryota, Metazoa, Arthropoda, Insecta, Hymenoptera, Vespidae. Gene Ontology annotation, molecular function: protein binding. The record is from RefSeq and is a predicted model, not a curated record. Gene Ontology annotation, cellular component: axon; plasma membrane. Bases 182 to 3943 code for a protein of 1253 amino acids. The transcript is spliced from 14 exons.
AAAAGAGUGGGGAGAAACUCUUAGUGUACGUGUAACGUGCACACGUACAGUGGUACGGUACCGUACGGUACGUUCAGUGCGCGAGUCGUUUGUUUUCGAUAAUGCCGUAGUAAUGACAGGGAUUUUUGUGCACUAAAAACCAACGUAACGUUAAGAUCGAUACGAAAUAUAAGACGCUAUCAUGACGAGAUUUGCUGUAUUUAUUGUCUCAACACUCGUACUGCAAUCAUCAGCUAUAAUUCGUAUCCCGGAUAUCUUUGAAGUUCAGUCUCCACCACGGAUAUCCAAGCAGCCACCUACGGAUGAACAACUUUUUCAAGUAGCUCAAGCUAAGGUCAAUAAUAAUGAUAAACCUUUCUUGAUUGAAUGUGAAGCAGAAGGAGAACCUGCACCAAAGUACCGAUGGAUCAAAAAUGGAAAAAAUUUUGAAUGGCCAGCGUAUGAUGAUCGUAUUUCUCAACAACCAGGAAGAGGCACUUUAGUCAUAGCAAGACCACGUGAUGAAGAUUUAGGACAGUACCAAUGCUUUGCAGAAAAUGAGUGGGGAAUAGCUACAUCAAACUCCGUUUUCGUUCGUAAAGCAGAACUUAAUGCAUUUAAAGAUCAAACUCCAAUAAGUUUAAAUGCUUAUGAAGGAGAACCAUUUAAACUAACGUGCCAACCACCAGAUGGGUGGCCAAAACCAAAUGUAUACUGGCUGAUUCAAGAUACAGCUGGUGCAAUUAAAUCAAUUAAUAAUUCACGUAUGACAUUAGAUCCUGAAGGAAAUCUUUGGUUUAGCAAUGUUACAAGGAAUGAUGCCUCUGAUGAUUUCUAUUAUGUGUGUGCAGCAACGUCUGUAUUUCGAAAUGAAUAUAAAUUAGGCAGCAAAGUUUUGUUAAAUGUUAUUUCGACUGGAGCAUCUUCUAAUCAAAAUAAACAUGAACCUGUUAAGCAGUAUGUUAGUAGAAAAAAUGAAGUUGCUCUACGUGGUAAAAAAAUUGAAUUAUAUUGUAUAUACGGUGGUACUCCUUUACCACAAACUGUUUGGAGUAAAAAUGGAAAAUUAAUACAAUCAAAUGAUAGAAUUAUACAAGGAAAUUAUGGAAAAUCAUUAAUUAUAAAGCAUGUAAAUUUUGAGGAUGAAGGAACAUACAGUUGUGAAGCAUCCAAUGGCGUUGGAGAUGCAAAUUCAUAUUCUAUUAGUCUACAAGUAAUGGCGGUUCCAUAUUUCACAGUAGAACCAGAGAUUAUAAAUGCAGCAGAGGAUGAAACUGUUGAAUUUAGAUGCGAGGCAAGUGGUGUACCUGAACCAGAAAUCAAAUGGAUUCAUAAUGGAAAACCGAUAUCAGAGGCACCAGCUAACGAUAGAAGAAAAGUUACAGCAAAUUCUAUCAUUAUAGAAAAGUUAAAAAAGAAGGACACAGGAAACUAUGGCUGUAACGCCACUAAUUCUUUAGGAUAUGUAUACAAAGAUGUAUAUGUUAAUGUCUUGGCCUUAGAACCUGAAAUCACUCAACCUCCAAAUGACAAAGCAACGGUAGAAGGUAAAACAGUUCGGAUUACUUGUCGUGUAUUUGGAGCACCAAAACCAAUAGUUAAGUGGGCCAGGAAUGGUCAAGAAUUAACAGGAGGAAGAUACAAGAUUUUGGAUUCUGGUGAUUUAGAAAUAGAAAAUAUAAUAUUCUUAGAUGCAGGUAGUUAUAUCUGCCAUGCAUCUAACAAGUUUGGAGAAGUGGAAGCCUCUGCAAAUCUCGUAGUAAAAGAGCGUACAAGAAUUACGGAUGAACCGGAAGAUUACGAAGUUGCAGCAGGUUCUACUGCCACGUUUAGGUGCAACGCUGUAACUGAUUCUAGCUUAACUUUAACGAUAGAAUGGUUAAGUAACGGCGAACCUAUUGAUUUUGAAAUGGAACCACGAUUUGUACGAAGUACAGACUAUUCGUUAAUGAUCACAAAGACAACGGAAUUAGACUCUGGUACUUACACUUGCGUUGCUCGUACUGAAUUGGAUGAAACAAGGGCACAAGCGACAUUAACAGUCCAAGAUGUACCUAAUGCUCCAAAAUUAAUUGGUGUAAAUUGUAUGUCUGAUAAUGCGGUUGUACAAUGGACUCCUAUGGGUGAUAAUAGAGCACCAAUUUUACGAUAUACUAUUCAAUAUAAUACAAGUUUUACACCAGAUACUUGGGAAACAUCAGCAGAUUUUGUACCUGCUACAGAACAAACAUACGAUGUACCAAUGUCACCUUGGGCUAAUUACACAUUUCGUGUACUUGCAUGGAACAAAAUAGGAAAAUCUUUACCUUCAUCACAUAGCGACGUUUGUACAACUCAGUCGGACGUUCCUUAUCGUAAUCCAGAUAAUGUUAUGGGUAAUGGAACUACUCCCCAGAAUCUUGUAAUUUCGUGGACUAUACUACCACAAAUAGAGCACAAUGCUCCAAGAUUUAUGUACAGAGUGUAUUAUAAAAGAGACAGACCAGAAGAACAAUGGACUAUAGAGGACAUAAACAAUUGGAAACAACACACUCUUACGAUAGAUAACCAACCAACUUAUCAAAGAUAUAAAAUUAAAGUAAUUGCAAUUAAUGAGAAAGGAGAAAGUAAAGCUGAAGUCAAGGAAGUGUAUGGAUAUUCUGGAGAGGAUGUACCGCUACAAGCUCCUGGAAACUUUACCUUGAUUCAAGUCAAAUCUAGUACAUCUGCAAUACUCUCCUGGAAUGCCGUCCCUGAAGAAUCGGUGAGAGGCGAAUUAAAAGGUUAUAAAAUUCAAACUUGGACAGAAAAAGAAGGUGAAAAAGGAAUGCGUGAAAUUGACAUUAGAGGUGGCAAUAUGACACGCGCUUUAGUUAAUAAAUUUAUUCCGUAUAGUAAAAAUUAUGUCAGGAUUCUUGCUUAUAAUGGAAGAUAUGCAGGACCUCCAUCAGAGACCUUAAGUUUUGAUACACCCGAAGGUGUUCCAGGAACAGUACUUAGUUUUGAAGCUUUUCCCAUGGGCUCUAGUGCACUCUUUCUUGUCUGGUCAAAACCUGCUGAACCAAAUGGUGUCUUAACUGGAUACAAAAUUUAUUAUAGGGUAGUAAAUGGAACUAGAUUAGAGGCAUUAUUAGAAAGGAAACCACAUAUAUCAGAUCCAGAAGCCACUAGUGCUAAAUUAGCAGCUUUGGCACCUGAUACAAAAUAUAGAGUCCAUAUUCGAGCUACAACCAAAGUUGGUGAAGGAAAUGAUUAUUUCAUAGAAAAAAGGACACGUACUUCUCAAAGACCAGACGUACCUCAAUUUACAUGGGAAACUAUUCCCAAAGAAAAUGGAUAUUCUAAUGUAAGGAUUACAUGGCAACCAAAUUUAAAUGGCAAUCCUGGUAGUCAUUUCUUUGUAAAAUAUAAUUUGAAAGGUGAAACAAUUGCUUCUGAAACGGAUCCCGAAUUUCAAUCGAAUACGAUUGAAGUACGUGGACUUCCGAGUGGUGAAGUCUAUGUUAUGUCUGUAGUUGCUGUUGAUGGAGAUUAUGUAACUGAAAGUGUACCACAAGAAGUAGAGACCAGUAGUGAAGGGCCAAUAAUUCAACCUAAAGAAAACGUUGCAACGGCUGGGUGGUUCAUAGGUAUGAUGCUGGCAAUAGCUUUCCUUCUAUUUGUUCUGAUUAUUGUCUGCGUAAUUAAACGAAAUAGAGGUGGAAAGUAUGCAGUGCACGAACGUGAAUUAGCUGCUGGACGAGGAGAUUAUCCUGACGAAGGUGGCUUCCAUGAAUAUUCUCAACCUUUAGAUACUAAAUCUGCCGGUGGUCGUGCGUCGUUGGCCUCGUCUUCUCAUCAAGAUGGAAAACAUCCAGAAUCUGACACUGAUUCUAUGGCCGAAUAUGGGGAAGAGGGUAUGAACGAGGAUGGAUCUUUCAUUGGUCAAUACGGUCGGCAUCGUAAACAGGAACCUAAUUCACAAGCGUUUGCAACGUUGGUAUAAGGGCCUUUCACAGAAGAUGGAUCAUUUAUUGGACAAUAUGGUCCAAAAGGCAGACCAGAGGAAACACCGUCCAUUCCAACCGGGACUAUGGCCACGUACGUGUAACCUCUCCAAGAAUCUCAUUCAAACAAGAUAAAAGAUCUUUUCUCAUCGUGGUAAGGAAUACGAAUCCUUAUCUGCUGCAGCAAUUUCGCUAUGCACUUUGCGCUGGGCGCAAUGUCCAACACUAUACUGCCAAUUAGAAUUUGCUUUUGGGUUUUAUAGUUUACUUAGAGAAAAUAAUGAAUUUGUGCAUUUAAUAUUUGUACGAAAAGUUAUGUAUACAUGUGAGUUUAAAAAUUUUUUUCUGCUUUCUUUUUUCAUAUUAAUCUAUAUACUAAGAGACUAUAACAAUAUAACUCUUUUCACGGUUUAAAAAUUAAAAAAAAAUGUUAUGACUGUAAUUAGAAGUCAUUUUUAAGGAGAAUUAAAAAAUAUGUCAGAUAUAACAACCACAUGUGUAUAUAUAUGUGCAUAUAUGACGUAUUAAAUGACGAUGCAAGAUGUAAAUUUAUUUUAUUCAUCUCUGGUCAGUUGUAAAACCCAAAGACAAUAGGUGUUUCAUAGCGUGCAAGCUAUUUAUGAAAAUAGAACUGUAGAAACUAAUCCAAUAUCUAUGGUAAUAUUUGACAAGGCUAGAUUGAAGGCAGACACUUUAGCUUAUUACAGGGUAUCUAAAAUGUGUUUGCAUAAUUCGGAUUGUGGUGUAUAUGUAUCUAUGAAUGGAGAAUACUUUCACGAUAGCAUAUACUGUCAAACAUUUUGCCUCACGUUUUAUGUGUUCAAAAAUAAAAACUUUACAAUCUAUUGAAAUAAUAUACACGAAAAACAUCUUCAAUGUGAUAAAUUAUACUCUAGCCUGUAGUAUUUGAAAAAUACUGAUAUAACAACAGUCUACCUAAUGUGAAAAUUAUCUUUCUCAAUAUUAUUAUUAUUAUUAUUAUUAUACAAAAUUAGAUGAAAAUAUUAAAGGGCAGCAUAAGAAGCGAUGUCACAAUCUGGCCUCGACUGAAUGUUACUUCUUAAGGAAGAUCUCUUUCAAGAUCUUUAGAUACACAAUCAAUUUUUACUCUGCAGACAGAGGGCCAAAUUUAUUGAAUUAUUAAUUAUCUAUGAUUAUUGUGCACUCGCACAUUGAUUACAGAUACGAGAGCAAAACAAAAAUAUAUAUGAAAAAAAAACUGUAUCACACAUAUUUAAUAUAAUAUUAACAAAACAUUGUACACACACAUGCACUAUAGUAGUUAGAUAUCACAAGGCCUCUAAUCGUUGCUUUUUGUAUGUGAAACAUGCUCUAGUUAACAAUUAGCCAAUGGGGAGAUCUCUCCGCUUUGAAGUAAGUCACUAUAUGACCGACUGGGCGGAUCUCUCAUCUUUUUCUUAACAACGCUUUUAUCUUGUUUAUUUUUUCAUUUAUUAUUAAUCAAUCUUGAACUGGAAUUGUUCGCAAUUCAUCAAAUACUUUUUCUGCUUUUGUAAAACACAAUUUUUAAUAAAAUUUGUUAAAUAAGUUCAAUUAAAGUUAAUGAAAAAAAUUGUAGCUCCCAAUUGAAACUAAAUAAUAUUUUAUGAGGUAUAAAAAAAUACCGAUACUUUUUUUUUUUAUGAAACUUAUUUCUUUUUUCGCAAGAUUUAUUAUAAUCCAAGGGAUAUAAUAUAAGAUUAUUAUUUAAUUAAUAUAUAAAGUAUUGAGAAUAUAUAAAGAGACAUUAUAUUAAUAGACAAGAAGACAUAAGAGAUCUGAUAAGAGUAAAAAAAAAGAACACAAGGGACAACUAUUAACUAACAUUAUUAUGUUUGAUUAUAGUAUACUGAGUAUUUAAAGAGAAUAAGACAGACUUGUUAUUUUUUUUGAGAGUACAUGUACAAUUAAUUUAGGUUAUUAAAUUAGUAAAUUUCAUACAAUGUGUACAGGUUGUCUGCAAAAGUGUCGCAAGCAAAUAUGUUAGGUACAAAGGCAAUGAAAAAAAAGGUACAAAAUGUAAAAUACUUAUAGAAAUGCGAGAUAAUUCAUAAAUAUAUUAUACUUCAAAAUAAUAUAUAUUUCAGCUUAUCAGAAAGAAAGAAAUAUGGUACAAUUUUGCCUGCAACAUAAUAUCAAAGAUUUAUCCGUAUAUUAACCGAAAAAAAAAAAGAAAGAAAAGAAAGAAAUAUAUCCUCUUUGGUGCUGCAUGUAUAAAUUUUUUGUCAGAAAAUAUUUGUUAGGACCUUUCUUGCCGAUUAUCCUGUACAAAUGACUUUGACGUCGAAAAAAUUAAUAAUUAUAUAUGCGGGUGCAUUUAAAAAAAAGAAAGCUAUCGUAUGUAUAUAUACAUACAAACAAAAUGACACUAAUAUACAUAUAAUAAAAAUGCCAAGUAAUUUGAAAGAUAAAGGUCAAUACAUAUAUCAUAAAGUACUGAUUUCUCAUAUAUUACUUCCAUUGUUAGUCAAAACGUCGUAUUAUAUACAUACGUCGAUGUCGACGUCGAAGUCAUACGAUAAAUAGUUAUACGUACGUUUUUUCACAUAAUUUAAUAUAUAAUUUUAUAUUGGAUUCCCCGUAAAUAUUUUUCGAAGGAAUCUCUAAAUAGAAUUUAAAAUGAAACUUUGAAUCUCCACGAAUGUAUAUUAAAUAUUUCAUUAUAUUUGCGUAAACUUCCAAUAUAUACAUGCGUAUAUGAACGACUUAUUGCAUUUUUAUACUUUUUAUCAUUUUUACAACCGCAAAUAUCUUUUUUCUGAUAUAUUUUUUUCUUCUUUUUUUUUUCUUCUUCUUAUAUAAUAGAUAUUUCGAAGUCCAUAUAGCACUGUUACUUGCAUCGAAGAAACAUCUAUGCGUAUAAAAAUUUAUGUAGGAGAAAGAGUUGUAUGUAUUUUACAUCGAUGCAAGAUAAUAGUGAGAUAACGAUUUACAUAUACACACGUUUCUUUUUGUAUUUCUAUUUCUUUUCUUUUUUUGUAAUAUUUACUUUGUUCACGUGCAUAUAAUAUUUGUUAUGAAGUUGAAAACGUUAUAUAGAAACUAACAUAUUCUUUCGCUUUAUGUUUUAUGCAAUUGGAUAUAUACAUAUAUAUUCGAUAUAUAUAUGUAUAUAUAAUAUAUAAAAUGUACGACUUAUUAUUGAAUAGUAUUUCAUCGUGAAACGAUUGGAUAGCGCAUGUUAUUCGUACAAAGCAUAACACCGACUGAAAAAGAAGAGUAUAGAGGAGUUAAACAAUAAGAAAUAUUCGAUGCAUUUGUCUUAACAUGCGUUUAUCCAUCAUCCAUAUUGUUCAUUGUAUAUUAAAUUAUUAUAAUUAGGAUAAUAAUAAUAAUAAUAUGUUUUCCGAUUAAAAAAAAAACAAAUGCACGCGAGGAGUACUAUCGAAAACCAACACUGUACUCUCUCUUCAAAUUAUUUUCUACGAAGUAGAAAACCGCAAGAGAUAUUAUUCAAUCCGUUUGUACUAUCUUUUUUGUCAUAUUUUAGAAAAACAGCGAUUAUUGUCGAAGAUAUAAUAUUAUGUUAAAAAAAAACACGUUAUGUAAUUCGUAGAGAUAAUACAUUUUAAUAUUUAAGUUACCCGUUUUCCUGCGAUUUCGAAAUGCGCAUUCCAAACGUACGUCCGUACAAUAUCUCCCAUGUCAAUGAAAAGAAAAAAAUAAAUAAAAUCUACAAACGAA